Charadrius vociferus (killdeer) is the source of this 345-nucleotide messenger RNA. It is a transcript of the gene IL17D, whose product is annotated as interleukin 17D. Gene Ontology annotation, cellular component: extracellular region. The transcript has a single exon. The record is from RefSeq and is a predicted model, not a curated record. Gene Ontology annotation, molecular function: cytokine activity. Bases 1 to 345 code for a protein of 114 amino acids. NCBI's taxonomy places the organism in Eukaryota, Metazoa, Chordata, Aves, Charadriiformes, Charadriidae. Gene Ontology annotation, biological process: inflammatory response.
AUGAAUCUUUAUUAUUUGCCUCCUUAUAGAAUUUCAUAUGAUCCCACAAGAUACCCUAAAUACAUUCCUGAAGCAUACUGUCUGUGCCAAGGCUGCCUCAUGGGGAUCUUCGGCGAGGAGAAUUUUCACUUCCGCAGCACCCCCGUGUACAUGCCAACAGUCAUCCUCCGUCGCACGUCGUCAUGUGCUGGGGGCCGUUACGUCUACACAGAAGAUUAUGUCACUAUCCCAGUGGGCUGCACUUGUGUACCUGAGCAAGAAAAAGAGGCCGAAAGCGUAAAUUCCAGCAUAGAUAAGCAAGAAAUGAAGUUGCUGGUAAGCCAGAACAAGCCGUCAUCAGAAUGA